AUGAGUAGCUUAUCACAACAGCUCCAGGCAAUCAGCGCCAAGAAUGCCUCCGUGGCCUUGGACAGGAAAUCCCGUGCGUAUGUGCACUCGCAGUCGCUCAUUUUCGACCCCAAGGUCGCAGCUGCUCAGGACUUCGAUUACAUCCACCAGAUUGCGUGUGAAGGCUUGGAGGAGCUCGUGCAGAUCGAGCCGCGGUUCGCCCGGUUCUCACAGACGCUUUUCCUGGAGGCGUCCGUGACGUUCGACCGCAACGUGCUGCUGAAAGACGUGGUAGCGCAGGCAGAGAAGAACGCCGUGGCGUUCAUCAACAUGGCAGCGCCGUACUUUGCCUUGAGCCCGGCAUUGAAGGCCAUGGAGUGGCUCGUCAGACGCUACCAUGUCAACAUCCACCACCCGGAGCCGUUGCUUCUCGCGGCGUUGCCGUACCACAACAAGCCCGUGUUCACGCGGUUCAUGGCCGUGGUGCCCAAGAGCCUGUGGCCGGCAAUUUUCUCGCCCAUCGCCGGGUACAAGGAGACGCUGGCCAUACCGCCGCUGCUGUCCAUCUUGAAGUGCUUCUACAACGACGCGGCGUUUUUCCGGCUCUACUCGCAGUACGUGGUGGACGCGUUGAAAAACAGCACCGUGUACAAGGAGCAGUUGGUGUUCUACUUGUCGAACACUGCGCAGGUGUUGGCGUCCCAUGCACGCGACACCGCCCGCUUGAACGAGCAGUACAUUCCCGUGAUCUUGGAGACGGCGGCCGAGUUCUUCCGCGACCGCACGUUCCGCUACUCGGCCACCUUGGCCCAGGACGUGCGCUUGACCAUCUAUGCGAUUCUCUCGGUGUUGUGCUCGCUCGUGCCGCUCCUGGAGCCGCUCGUGUUCUCGUUGACCAAGUCCGUGUUGCAGAGCGAGAUGGCGUUUGCGCCCGCGUUGCAGAGACACACGCUCAUUCUCUUGGGCCAGUUGUGGCACUUCUACAACGAGCACGACCUCCCCAAGGACACGGCCGUGUUUGCAGAUCUCCCCGUGUGCGAGUUGUUGCAGCACGAGCUGUUGGUGCACAGCCUCGCGGACGACCACUACCACCUCCUGAAGUUCCUCUUCUUUUUCCUUGCAGACAAGAUCAACCAGAGCGACGCCGACGCCGCCAAGGUGUUGCCACUCCUCCAGCCCGAGGGCUCGCGCUUCUUGUUCGACUCGCUUGCCACCAAGCUCUUGGCAGCACUCGACACGCCGUUUGCCCACGAGCUCAAGCCGCGGGUCGUCGACGCAUUCGAACGCUUGGUGAAAUGCGACCGGAACAGGCUCCUUGCCAUUUUGGACGCGCAAAACAAGACAUUGGCCGAUCUCGAAAUGGCGCUCCUGCGCACGCUCACGGACGCCGACGUCAAUGCAUCCGUGUACGAGGCAGACUACCUGAAAAUUGCCGUGGAGGGCCCCGCAGACGACCACGUCAAGGCCUCGUUCGCGAGCCACGCGUCGACCCGCAAAUCCUUCCUCUCCUCCGACAGCUCCGACGACUUUGCGCUGCUCGUCCUGGUCUUGUUGGACAGCAUGCACCACGCCGAGGUCGUGGAGCAGAUCCAGAACGUGUUUGCCUUCGUGGAUGCCGUGGUCACAGACGGCGCCGAGGCACAGUGCUCGUUCCUCUUGCGUGUGGCCUUGACUCCGGCCGUGCCUUCUAAUAUGCGCUUGGUUGCUUUGAAGUGCUUGCUGACCAAGAUCGACGACGCGGCACAGGCCAACUCCAAGCACGCGUUCUACUUGUUGGCACCGCUUCUUUUGCUGGCGCUCGGCGACCCCAGCAAGAUCAUUCGGGGCUACGUCAUGAAGCUUCUUGAGCAGAUCAAGGUCCUUUCCGCACAGCUCAUUGAGCGAAGCGGGAAGAAGGUCAAGUGCACCUUGUUCAUGGAGACCCAGAUCUACGGCGACCUCGAGCCUGCGCAACGGUCCAUCAUCUCGCCGCAAGACGGGAAUGCCAUGCUCCAGGCAUUGUUCGAACACAGGGAGCAGACCAGCAGUGUGCUCGUGGACCCAGCCAGAAUCCAGCAGCUCUUGUUCGACGGUCUUUUCAAGGCCUCCAAGACCGGGCUGAAGAAGUUCGGCCCCGUGUUGCUCCGCACCUUUGUGUUAAACCAGUGGUCGCUUACCGCCUUGCCUUUGGCCGUCAAACACAGGGUGUGGCAAAUCGUGGCCGCCCGGAACGUGGCCUUGGAGGGCUCGGACGACAGAUUUGUGUUUGCAGAAGACUUGAAGACUUUCUUCGCCAAGACGGCGGCCUGGCAAGCCGAGGCACAGGCUGCCAAGAUCGCGUUCGAGGACGUCGAGGACGCCGUGGUCAACAUGGUCGGUGGCAAGACGGCCAGCGAGCAGAACACGGCCAAGGAAGUCAAGUGGUUCUUGCAGGCGCUCUCCUCGCAAGGCUCCUUGCAGUCUGCCGCCAACAAGCGGUUGAUUGAAAUCUUCCCCCGGCUCGAGGCCAACGAGCACAAGUUGAAGAUUUGCAACGAGUUGGUGGACUUGAUUGUCACGGACAACGACGCCGAGCUUGCGUUCGACCCAAUGGAGACCUUGCAGACGGUCGUGUUCUCCAACCUGUCGAUGAUCGCGUUGCUCAACACAGUCAACAUUGUCACGCUGGUGCCGGAGCAAGGCAUGGCCAAGAGAAGAAGACGGUCGUCGUCCAGCACGCAAAAGACCAUGGCCCGCGACGACAUCAGCUCGAUCGCCGCACACCACUUGCGCAAACUCUCGGUGAUCUUGGACGUGUUGGAGAGCCAGUUGAGACGCAACGCCUCGCAGCUCGCCAACCCAGACUUGUUGCAGGAGAUGUUCAAGAUUUUGACCGACUUGGACUACUUGUGCAACGACGGCAAGAUGCCCGUGUUGUACGCCCAGGAGACGUUGGCAUCGUGUAUGUUGCUCACGAUCGUGGACAUGAAGAAGCCCACGUCGAGGACGAAGUUCAAGUUCGACUCCAACUCCAUCCGCGCGGACUUGAUCGUCAACUCCAUCCGGCUCUCGCAGUCGCCGCAGGUGCAGAACCGGUUGUUGCUUGUGAUCUCGGAGCUUGCGUCGCUCGCGCCCGAGAUCAUUCUCCACUCCGUCAUGCCCAUCUUCACGUUUAUGGGGGCACACACCAUCCGCCAGGACGACGAGUUUUCCAGCUCCGCGUUGCAGCAGACCAUUGCCAAGGUCGUGCCUGCCAUCACGUCGGCGUCGCAGUCCAUUGACUCGGAGAUCGAGUUCUUGUUGACCAGCUUCAUCACCGCGUUCCAGCACAUCCCUCGGCACCGGCGCGUCAAGUUGUUCGUGUCGCUCGUCAAGACCUUGGGAUGCAAGCAGUCGUUGCACACGAUCCUCUUUUUGAUUGGCCAGCAGUACGCAGCCAGCAUGGCGAAGCACAAGGCCCACGAGUGCGACUCCUUGUUGGAUUUCGUGACGUCCUUGUUGAAGACGUUCCCCGCAGACGACUGUUUACAGGGCUUGUAUGGCUUCUACCAGUUGUGGGACGCCAUCCCCACGCACGCGUUGGACAAGGACAGCGAGCAGUUUGCACACAUGAGCGGCCGCUCAAUAUACGGCGCCUCGGUGGUCAGCUUGCCCAGCAAGGACUUGGUGGUUCUCAAGUUCCGGCUCUUGCGGUUCCUCAACAAGACGUUGGCCGCGGACGAGGACACGGCGUUUUCCAGCAGCGUGGUGUCGCUCAAGAUGAAGGUGGCACUCACGCUCUUUGACGACGAGAGCGAGCAGAAGGACAAGGACGCGUUGUUGCGCCUGACCAGCAGGCUCACGUCGUUCAUCUUGACCGCGUUGGAGGCGUACACCAGCAGCGCGGAGGCGGGCGGCGCCGAGGUCGUUGAGGAGUUGUACGAGCUGCUCAAGAGCGUGUUGAACUUGCUCCCGUUGAGCCACUACAUGCUGUCGAUCAUCGAGUCCUUGCGCCACGUCACGGACGCCACGUCCAUCAAGGUGGCCAAGAACUUUGCCAUUUUGGCCGGGCAGCGCUUCGAAAGCGAGGUCACCAAAGCCGCCUUGGACGAGCACGUGGACAGCGUGGUGGCCGAGAAGUUGUUGCCGGCGUUGGUGGAGGGCGUGGAGCAGUUCCACAACACGGAGUUGGUGCAGGCGUACUUGGACACGUUUGCCACCGUCAUCAACAAGUUCGGGGCCACCAACCCCGACUUUGCCAGCUCGACCCACGCCAAGUUCUUGGUGGGCUCGCUCCGCGUGAUCACGUCCCACAAGGGCUUGUUGAGCGAGCAGGUGGAGGUGGUGGUGUCGUCGCUCGGCGCCAUCACCAGCGUCGUCAACUGCCUCGGCGUCAAGUGCAUCGGGCACUUCCCCAAGAUCUUGCCUCCGGCUUUGGAGAUCUGGAAACUGACGCUCUCGCAAAGGCCCGCGGCCAGUUCCGAUUCCGAGGACGAGUCCGACGCAGAGUUGGCCGACUCCGAGGAGGCCGAGCGCGACCAGUUGUUGCAGGGCGCGGUGUUGAUGCUCUUCUCGUGCCUCGUCAAGCGCAUGCCUGCGUUUGUCUCGGCCAGCUUGAUUGCGAUGAUCCGCGCGGUGUUGCAGAGCGACUUGGUGGACAGCUCCAUCCGCGCCGGGGUGUUGGGCUUGAUGGUGGAGCACAUCGACGGGGCGCAGGUGUUGCAGGCCAUGUGCAACAUGGCGUUGACCGAGCACGUGUACGAGCUCGACAGCGCCGUGGGCUUGGGCCUCUAUUUGAACGGCAUGAGCAGCGCCAUCGACAGCUGCGACAAGAAGACGGUCACCGGCAACUCCGCGUUGUUCAUGCGGUGGAUGAUCAAGUCGUUCGAGUUCCGCAGCGAGCACGGCGAGGCCAAGUUCUCCGACAACACCGUGCACAGCAUCGAGGGCUCGUUCCACGCGUGCGGGCUCAAGUACGUGAUGAAGUUGAACGACAAGAACUUCCGCCCGUUGUUCGCCAGCUUGGUGCGCUGGGCCGUGAGCGGCGAGAGCGGCAGCGCCGCGGAAUGCGACCGCGAGACGCGUCUUUUGAGCUUCUUCAAGUUCUUCGGCAAGUUGCAAGACAACUUGCGCGGCAUCAUCACGUCGUACUUCUCGUACUUGCUCGACGCCACGGUGCAGCUCCUCACGGAGUUCCAGACGGGCCAGGUGGCCAACACCAGCUUGCGGCGCAUCGUGUUACACUCGUUGGCGUCGUCGUUCAAGUACGACCAGGACGACUAUUGGACGCACCAGUCGCGGUUCGACUUGGUGGCAGAGCCGCUCGUGGGCCAGCUUCACAACAUCGAGGACUCCAUCGGCAAGCACUUGGUCAAGGCCAUCUCGUUCUUUGUGGCCGACGUGGCGUCCGACGAGCACAACGAGAAGUUGGUGCAGGCGUUCAUCCGCCACAUCUCCAACGAGCACGACAACUCGUCGGCCACCAAGAUUUGGACUGUGCGCGUCAUGAAGACCGUGCUCCAGAAAAUGGGCGAGCAGUGGCUCGCGUACUUGCCCAUGUUCAUCCCCUAUAUUGCCGAGUUGUUGGAGGACGACGACGAGGCUGUUGAGAUGGAGGUCCGCAAGGACUUGGUGCGUGUGAUUGAGUCCAUUCUCGGCGAGCCUCUCGACAGAUACCUUAGCUAG
Metschnikowia bicuspidata var. bicuspidata NRRL YB-4993 is the source of this 5601-nucleotide messenger RNA. Its product is annotated as snoRNA-binding rRNA-processing protein. Gene Ontology annotation, biological process: maturation of SSU-rRNA from tricistronic rRNA transcript (SSU-rRNA, 5.8S rRNA, LSU-rRNA); positive regulation of transcription by RNA polymerase I. Gene Ontology annotation, cellular component: t-UTP complex; 90S preribosome; small-subunit processome. The record is from RefSeq and is a predicted model, not a curated record. Bases 1 to 5601 code for a protein of 1866 amino acids. NCBI's taxonomy places the organism in Eukaryota, Fungi, Ascomycota, Pichiomycetes, Serinales, Metschnikowiaceae. Gene Ontology annotation, molecular function: snoRNA binding. The transcript has a single exon.